Molecule: messenger RNA, 1458 nt
Organism: Exophiala mesophila
Lineage: Eukaryota; Fungi; Ascomycota; Eurotiomycetes; Chaetothyriales; Herpotrichiellaceae
Exons: 2
Coding region: 1-1458 (485 amino acids)
Source: RefSeq, a predicted model, not a curated record
AUGGCUUCGAUUGGUAUUUCCAUCCCUUGCUUCUGGCCUGGUUGCCAACACCGAUCAACAGGUCUAGGGAACCUUGCUUCUCAUCUUGAGUGGAAGCAUGGUGUAACUGACGGUUUCGGCUGCCCUCAUUGCGGUUUCAAGCAUCCAGAACAGGAAAAUGCCCGCUCUCACAUCCAAUUGCAGCAUGGAAAGCAAGAAAACCCACCCCAAGCUUCCCUUGCAUUGGCGCGGUACUAUCGAAAGCGAUACCAAGAUACCGAUCCAGUUGCCCAUAACAUCCCGGCCGCUGCGUUCUGGAAUAGGGGAGUUAAAUCCAACUCUGUCGAGGGCGCUUGUCCCGAAUGUGAUGAUGCCAUCGAGCCUUAUACUAAGGACAGCAUCAUACAACAUCUUCGUCACCAGCACCGCAUUAUCGUCGACCUAGACUCUACGCAAUUAAAGAGUCGCUACAAAAGAGUUGGAGUUGAUCGACUUCCGAAAGACAUAUAUCAACCGCCGCCGAUUACCGAGGAGUCUGAAUCAUCUGACGUCGACGAGCAAGAAGGGUUCACUUGUGACGAUGAAGAUGAAGAGGAGGACGAGGACGAGGACGAGGACGAGGACGACAACAUAAUGGAGAUGAACGAUCCGGUGCCAUCCUACACGUCUCCGUGUGAGACCCAUUCGGAAUAUCUACUCGAGGCUUUCAUAGGCUGCAUUCAGGAGGAGUCAAUUGAAGGCUUCAAGAAGGCCUUGGAGAUGCACGAGACGAGAGAAUUCGGGGGCAGAAAAUACCGCGUCAACAAAAACCUAGCGUCUGAUAUGAAGCUCGACUCAAAGGAGAUCGUCUGCGCCGCACUUACCCCUGGUGGUUGGCGUUGUGAGGUUCCCCAGUGUGGCGCUACAUUGGAUGAGAUAUUCGCGAUUGACAUACACCUUGAGGCGCACGGUGCAUUGGUGCUUAAGAACUGGUAUUGUGGCGAAUCAAGCUGCUACACUGAUCACGAGAGGGUCUUUCAUACCCUGCAGGAAUUUGAAUCCCACAUUGCUACCGAGCAUAUGGGAUCAAACUAUAGCCUUCUCGCUCAACGCCGAGUCCCAAAGCAUGAAGUUUUGGUAAACAGCCUCCAGACCCGAUUAAAGUUUAUUCGCAAACUUGUCAACAGUUCAGACCAUCCGAAUAUGCGCAUAGAAGCUUCGACUUCUUCAGUCACAAACCCCGAUAUACUUGAAGAAUCAGGAUCAGAGCCAGUAUAUGAUGACUCGAGCGAUCAUGUAGUGCUGGAAGAGCGCGAAUGGAUUCGAUUCCGUCGCUUCCUUACUUCAGGAGGAAGGUCUGGCCCACGCCAAGACCUUAUGCCGGCCCAAGAUGAUGAAUUCCGCCGGCAUUGUCAUGGGAGCUAUGCAGAUGAAGGAAAAAGACGCCCGGGAAUUCAUCAUGACUUAUUGCCAAUUCUGCAGUAUUCUUGGUACGAAUGA